AUGUCAGAAGAAACAAUGAAGUUUAUGAAUAAUCAAGCAAUUAAAAUCGAACCACCAGAAUAUUCAGAAGAAGACACUAAACGCGAAAUUGAGGAUGAAUUCGAUGAUCUUGAUGCUAAUGUUAGAUCAGAAUCGUGUACUGAUAACGAUGAAACUUGUUUAGAAAGAUUCAUGAAUUCCGAAGUGACUAUAGAAGAAGCAGUCAAACAGGAGUCAAUCGAGACAUUGGCCUUUGAAUGUUACAUUUUUUAUCGAUCAUUUGCAGAAUCACAUUAUUUGAAAGAGCAUAUGGUUCAUCACAUGCCUAGUAAUAGAAAAGAAAACCCUUUCAAAUGCAAACUUUGUCACAAGACUUUCACACGAGUAGAUCAUCUGAAAUGCAAUACAUGCAAUAAGAAAUUCGCACUAUUAGAUAAUAUAAACUGUCAUAUAUUGAUACACACUGAAGAACGCUCCAUCAAUGCAGUAUAUGCAAUAAAACAUUCAUACAAUUAG
Ctenocephalides felis (cat flea) is the source of this 495-nucleotide messenger RNA. Its product is annotated as zinc finger protein 366-like. The transcript has a single exon. Lineage: Eukaryota; Metazoa; Arthropoda; Insecta; Siphonaptera; Pulicidae. The record is from RefSeq and is a predicted model, not a curated record. The coding region runs from base 1 to 495 and encodes 164 amino acids.